AUGUCGCCACUGUUUCAAGAAGUGCAACAUCUUCCUCCCGUAGGUCGAUCGGAUCACCAAUGCCUCCUUUUGAAUCCAAAACAUCGGACGAGUACACGCCCAAUAACUAAAACAUUUCGAUCGAUGAAACGUUCAAACUUAAUAGCUCUCGAGCUAAGACUAAGCAGAACUAUUUCGGAUGCAGUAUACGAAGCAGAAAACGUAGAUGACAAAGUCUCAAUUUUCAAUGGAGUUAUUAGUCAAGCUCUAGACGGAUGUAUGCCUCUGAAAUCCAUACGAUUACAUCCCACGGAUAAACCUUGGAUGACUCCAAACAUUAACGCAAAGAUUAAGCUUAGACAACGGGCUUUUACUCGUGGCAGCAUGUCCCAGUAUAAUUUUCUAAGUGCACAAGUUGAAGAUAUGAUUAGAAAAGCCAAAUCAAAUUACUAUCAAAAUAAGGCUAAAACAUUCCGCACAUCUGACCCUGCGAAAUGGUACGAAGCAAUUUAUAAUCUGUCCGGAGUAAGUAGUCAGCAUGAAGGCCUAAUAGUAAACUCCAUGGGUAGUGAGGCCGCUUUAGCAGAAAAGCUUCAAAUAUCCUUUACUGAACCAUGGAAAGACCUAAUUACAACAAAUAUUCCCCAACUAGAUGAAGUUGAGUCACUUCUCAAAGACUAUCCUCCCCCUCUACCUAGUAUUGGCCAGAUUAAGUGCAACGGGAGCCGAUGGUGUUCCAGCAUGGUUACUUAAACGAUUCUCUAGCGUUCUAGCGCCGACUGUUCAUGACAUCAUUACGGCUAGCAUUAAACAGUGUAAGUAUCCAAGUCAUUACAAACAUGGCCUGGUCACACCUGUGCCUAAAGCAUACCCACCAACUGACAUUAGUGACGAUUUUAGACAAAUCUCUGUUUUGCCACAUAUUGGGAAAAUUCUAGAGAGAGUACAACUACAACUCAAUCAAAAUGACAUCACAUUACGUUCCAGUCAACAUGGUUUUACUAGUGGCCGCUCUACUACAUCGGCUCUGAUAUCCAUCACACAGCCAUGGUUUAAUGCUACUGACAAUACCUGCCGUGACAAAGCAGGCAUCCAUGCCCUCUUUAUCGACUUUAAAAAAGCCUUUGAUCUAGUUGAUCAUAGGAUCCUGUUGAAUAAACUUGCAUUGAUGAAUGUUAAUAAAAGCUUCUGGUUGUGGGUCAAAAGCUUCUUAUCUGGUAGAACUCAGCAGGUCAAGAUAAAUCAAACACUUUCAUCGAUCGAGGGUUGCCCAGCUGGAGUACCGCAAGGAUAUGCUCUUUCGCCGACUCUAUUUAAUAUCCACAUUGACGACUUAGAUACGAGUGUUCCUGAAGAUCUUGAG
Molecule: messenger RNA, 1342 nt
Organism: Paramuricea clavata
Lineage: Eukaryota; Metazoa; Cnidaria; Anthozoa; Malacalcyonacea; Plexauridae
Source: the annotation of a GenBank genome assembly